AUGAACUUUGUCACUCGGCUACUGGAUACCCACAAGGAGAGGGUGGCUGCUCUCAGGGGGGCAUGGGAAGGGCCAGUGACUUACGACCCUUCGAACUUCUUUGACGCCAUGAAGCCUCAGCUAGCACUGAGAGCGCAUCAGUAUGAAAUCAUUGCGAUACCAUGGAUGGCCACCACUGCCUUGACCAUCGCAUGGACGUCGCUCAUCAAGAUCCUAGAGCUGCUCAACUUCCUCCCCCCCCAGGACGUCGCACAACAAGAGGGCCUGACAUCGCUUGAGAACAGUCUUACCUGGGUUCAGAUCUGCAUGACUUUCCUUCUUACCUUCCGUCUCAACCGUGCGGCAGUCCGCUACUACGAGUCCCGCGCCUUCGCCGGCAAGCUCGUGGAGCUGUGCCGAUCGCUGGCUACCCACUGCGUGACCUACUACGGGGAGGAGGAGGAGGAGGAGGAAGGGAGGGAUGAGUUCCUGCGGUGGAUCAUGGCGUAUCCUGUCUCGGUUAAGAACUACCUUAGGGGGGAGGAGGGGAAUGAGAGAGAGCUGCUGGGAAUUCUUGACCAUGCACAGAUAAGGGGAAUGAUGGAGGCAAAGCAUCAGCCCCUGUAUUGCCUGAGCAAGAUGCGAUCGGCCGCGUAUCAGCUGAGCUGCAGGACGGGAAGGGGGGACGUGAUGGCUGCCAUGACGUACCAGGUGAUCUCCAACGAGGUCACGAGCCUGUACGGGGCCAUGGGGGGAAUGGAGAGAAUCAACAACACGCCUCUUCCUUGGGUCUACGUCACGCAUCUCCGCCUACUCGUCAUGAUCUUCUGCAUCGGCGUUCCCAUCAUCGAGCUCCCGCGGGAGGCACAAAGGCGGCAGGUCGAAAUUAGAAACUCAACGUGCGCGAAGAGCAAGAAAAAGUGGCGACACUUCCCAACGCAAUGCGGGAAGGCAGAAAGUAAAAGUAAGCCGGGAGGUUGA
This is a messenger RNA of Guillardia theta CCMP2712, 960 nucleotides long. RefSeq lists its product as hypothetical. The record is from RefSeq and is a predicted model, not a curated record. Lineage: Eukaryota; Cryptophyceae; Pyrenomonadales; Geminigeraceae. The transcript has 5 exons. Gene Ontology annotation, molecular function: chloride channel activity. The coding region runs from base 1 to 960 and encodes 319 amino acids.